Spinacia oleracea (spinach) is the source of this 2017-nucleotide messenger RNA. RefSeq names its product fe-S cluster assembly factor HCF101, chloroplastic. Gene Ontology annotation, biological process: iron-sulfur cluster assembly. Gene Ontology annotation, cellular component: chloroplast stroma. Lineage: Eukaryota; Viridiplantae; Streptophyta; Magnoliopsida; Caryophyllales; Amaranthaceae. The record is from RefSeq and is a predicted model, not a curated record. Gene Ontology annotation, molecular function: ATP-dependent FeS chaperone activity; 4 iron, 4 sulfur cluster binding; ATP binding. Bases 124 to 1695 code for a protein of 523 amino acids. The transcript is spliced from 16 exons.
GUCGUUGCAUUUGCAAGAAAGAUUGGAUUUUCAGAUGAUGAGUUUCUGAGUACUGACACUUUGAAGCUCAAACUCCACUUUCUCUCUCUCUUUCCCUCUCCUCCAUUUUUUUCUGCUCGAAAAAUGCAUUUACUUCAUUCACCAAUUCCUCCUAAUCUUUCAUUUCAACCCUCGAAAAUUUUCCAGCAUAAAAAUGGGUUAGUGUUCAAUGGAUUGAUUCAACAGAACAGGCAGAUAAAGUCUACAUGGGGUUUGCAUAAUCAAGUUAAUUUUGGUUCAAUUACAGUUAAAGCUUCUUCUGUUGAAGCUGGUGUUUCAGCAUCUUCGAUCAAAACAGCUGAGAGUGAUGUCCUCAAAGCAUUGUCUCAAAUCAUAGAUCCAGACUUUGGGACAGACAUUGUUUCUUGUGGCUUUGUAAAGGACCUACAAAUUGAUGAAACUGUGGGAGAGGUGUCAUUUCGCUUGGAGCUUACGACCCCAGCCUGUCCAGUAAAGGACAUGUUUGAGCAAAGAGCAAAUGAGGUGGUGUUAGCGCUUCCUUGGGUUGUAAAAGUGAAGGUUACUAUGUCAGCCCAACCUUCAAAACCAAUUUUAGGGGCAGACCUUCCAAAGUGCUUGCAGAGAGUUUCAAAUAUUGUGGCCGUUUCUAGUUGUAAAGGAGGUGUAGGAAAAUCAACUGUUGCUGUUAAUCUUGCUUAUACUCUUGCUGGGAUGGGUGCUAGAGUUGGUAUUUUCGAUGCUGAUGUGUAUGGUCCCAGUUUGCCAACAAUGGUUUCACCAGAGAAUAGGCUACUAGAAAUGAUUGCAGAGACGAAGACCAUACUUCCAACUGAAUAUUUGGGUGUCAAACUGAUAUCAUUUGGAUUUGCUGGGCAAGGUCGUGCAAUUAUGCGGGGACCAAUGGUUUCUGGAGUUAUUAACCAGCUACUUACUACAACUGAAUGGGGGGAACUCGACUACCUUGUUAUUGACAUGCCACCAGGGACUGGUGACAUUCAGCUAACUUUGUGUCAGGUUGUUCCAUUAACAGCAGCAGUCAUUGUUACAACUCCACAAAAGCUAGCAUUCAUUGACGUAGCUAAAGGAGUUCGCAUGUUCUCAAAACUCAAGGUACCAUGCGUUGCUGUUGUGGAGAAUAUGUGUCAUUUUGAUGCAGAUGGGAAGCGCUUUUAUCCUUUUGGCAGAGGUUCGGGCUCUCAGGUUGUUGAGCAGUUUGGAAUUCCGCAUCUGUUCGAACUUCCAAUAAAGCCAGCUUUGUCUGCUUCUGGAGAUAGUGGACAACCAGAAGUGGUAGCUGAUCCGCUAGGAGAGGUUGCGAAGACAUUUCAAGACCUUGGAGUUUGUGUUGUACAGCAAUGUGCCAAGAUUCGCCAACAAGUAUCAACUGCUGUCCGCUAUGACAAAGCAAUGAAGGCAAUAAGGGUGAAGGUACCUGAUUCAGAUGAGGAGUUUCUUCUUCAUCCUGCAACUGUGAGACGGAAUGAUCGGUCUGCACAGAGUGUGGAUGAAUGGACUGGUGAGCAAAUGUUACAGUACACUGAUAUCUCAGAAGAUAUUGAACCCGAAGAAAUCAGACCUAUGGGUAAUUAUGCUGUGGAAAUAACAUGGCCAGAUGGGUUUAACCAGAUUGCACCGUAUGAUCAACUUCAGACCAUGGAGCGAUUAGUUGAUAUCCCUCAGCCAAUACCCGCCUAAGACAAUUACAGAGGUGUACAAAUGAAUUGAGCAUACUGGCACAUGUAUAUGUGUGCUUUUCUUCGACAUGAGAAUUAUAUGCAGUUAAUACAAGAUACAACCAUCUGAAGACCGAAUUCUGGUGCAACUCCUCGGAUCUCUUUAACAGGGAAUUCAGAAGAUAGUGAUUGAUUUUUCUUGAAAAGUUAAAAUUAGGUACAUGAGAUAGGCUUGUAAUCACUUGAAUGUAAUGUAGAUAGAUAUAAGCAUUUUAGAUAUCAUUCUGUAAUAUUAUUGAGUGUUCAAAUCACAAUCAUUAUCUGUUCCAUUCUUUCUUUAAGAA